Molecule: messenger RNA, 1643 nt
Organism: Jatropha curcas
Lineage: Eukaryota; Viridiplantae; Streptophyta; Magnoliopsida; Malpighiales; Euphorbiaceae
Product: LisH/CRA/RING-U-box domains-containing protein
Biological process (GO): proteasome-mediated ubiquitin-dependent protein catabolic process
Cellular component (GO): cytoplasm; nucleus; GID complex
Molecular function (GO): protein binding; ubiquitin protein ligase activity
Source: RefSeq, a predicted model, not a curated record
AUUUCCCCCGUUGCUUGUCUUCUCCAACAACAGUCCGAUUCCAAUCUCCUCAUCAAAUCAAUCUGAAAAAGUUCUACUAUUUUAAUAUAUACUCUACAUCGAAGACAAUCCCCAAUUCAUAACUUUUUCCUCCCCGGCGGAAAUGGAUUCCCUCCCUAACGGAAACUCUGCUGCCUCCACUCUCGUUGCCACCACCCCAGCUGUACCAACCACCGCGACUCCGUCUUCAAAACUCACGCAACUAACGGAUUCGUUAAAACUCGAGCACCAGUUCUUGCGAGUCCCCUUUGAGCAUUACAAGAAAACGAUCCGAGCUAAUCACCGAUUCGUCGAGAAAGAAGUCUCGUCCGUCAUCACUGCCGUCAAUGACACCGCCGAUUCCGAUAUAUCCAAAGACGACGCCGUUCAGCAGCUUACUUCUCUUGUGUCCAGAUUGCAGGGGCUGAAAAGAAAGUUGGAAGAGGGAAGUAAGACAGAGCAUUUGCAAGCUCAAAGGUGUCGUGCUCGACUUGACCAUUUAGAAUCAGUAGAUGCUGAGAAUCUUUCGGAAUGGAGCAACACUCGUCUGAAGCGGAUUCUUGUGGACUAUAUGCUGCGAAUGUCUUAUUAUGAAACUGGAAUGAAGCUUGCUGAAAGCAGCAAUAUGAUGGAUCUUGUUGAUAUUGAUGUAUUUCAAGAGGCAAGAAAGGUUAUUGAUGCCCUUCAGAAUAGGGAGGUAGCUCCUGCUCUAGCCUGGUGUGCCGAUAACAAAUCACGAUUGAAGAAGUCAAAGAGCAAAUUUGAAUUCCAGUUGAGACUUCAAGAGUUUAUAGAGUUGGUACGAUCUGAAAACAACAUGCGUGCCAUUGCAUAUGCUCGAAAGUAUCUAGCUCCAUGGGGAGCUACCCAUAUGAAAGAAUUGCAGAGGGUCAUGGCAACAUUGGCUUUUAAGAGUCACACUGAAUGUGCAACAUACAAGGUUUUAUUUGAACCAAAACAAUGGGACUACUUGGUGGAUCAAUUUAAACAGGAAUUCUGCCGGUUAUAUGGCAUGACCCUGGAGCCCUUGCUGAAUAUUUAUUUACAAGCAGGCUUAUCCGCACUGAAAACUCCAUACUGUUAUGAGGACGAUUGCACAAAGGAGGAUCCACUUUCACAGGAGAGCUUCCGGAAAUUGGCAUCACCUUUGCCAUACUCUAAGCAGCAUCAUUCAAAGCUUGUUUGCUACAUAACCAAAGAGCUGAUGGACACAGAAAAUCCACCCCAAGUCUUGCCUAAUGGCUAUGUCUACAGCACUAAGGCACUUGAAGAAAUGGCGAAGAAAAACAAUGGUAAAAUAACCUGUCCCAGAACAUCUGAUGUCUGCAAUUAUUCUGAGGUGGUAAAGGCAUACAUCUCAUAAUCAGAUGAAAUCAAAUAACUUUAAAGGAAGAAAACAAUCCUGUGAUGGCCUCUGAACUCAUCUGUAAAUAGUGAUAACAUAAAAGUAAUUCCAUUUGCACCUCUGGCUGUAGAAUUGGAGACUUGCUGCAUGUACAUAUGAAAAAACUCAAACUUCUCUCAAUGUUUUUUUUUUUUCUUUUUCGAUAUCUGAAUGAAGAAACCUGAGAAUGAUUCAUUAUCACUGAAAACGUGGAUACCUGAUGUUCUGCAUUUAAUUCAAA